AUGGCCAAAUCGGUGCUAGAUCUAUACGAGUUAUACAACUUGGUGAUAGCUCGUGGUGGCCUCGUCGAGGUGAUCAACAAGAAGUUAUGGCAGGAGAUCAUCAAGGGGCUUCGGUUGCCGUCCUCCAUCACCUCGGCUGCUUUCACACUAAGGACGCAAUACAUGAAGUACCUGUACGACUAUGAAUGUGAGAAGAAGAACCUCUCCACUCGGAGUGAGUUGGACGCGGCCAUUGAGGGCAAUAAGCGGGAGGGGCGCCGUGCCUCCGGGCAGUACGACGCCCAGGCGGCACUUUCUAUGCCGCCGUUGAACCGCGGAGUGCCAGCGUCUCUCGCGCAGCUGUCCCAGCACAUGCAGCCGUUAUCCCUCUCUUUGGGGGGCGGAGUCGCCGGAGUGCCCCGCUUGCCCCCCUUGCCGCCGCACGCCCCGCACAUCUCACAACAUGAUAUUGAAUACAGGGUCCGCGAGUACAUGAAGAUGAUACAACAGCAACGCGAUCUUAUAAGGAAUGGCUCGGAGUCUCCCCCAGGAGCCCCUAUGGUGUCCCCCAGAGACGCAGCGUUAUCAGCCAUAGACGUGUCUAGAUUAACUCUAUGGUCGCUCUACAACAACAACAACAACAGUCCACAGCCAGAUCUAGAACCACAACGCAUUCCGUAUUUCAGAGAGGCGUUAAACUUGAGCGAGAGUCCUAACUCGAGUAACGGCGGUGGUAUCAAACGGGAGGCCUGCCGCUCCCCCCCUCCGCCAGCGAAGCGUCGCACCCCGCGCCCACCUUCACCAGCCCGUUCACCCCCCGAGACCAAACCACAGAUACACACACCGCACCUAAAUGGCAACUCGAAUGGUGUUAGUGGUGCAGCCUUCAAGAUCACGACCAGAGGUGACGCAAGUACGGGUGAUCAAAAACUAGUUGUGUCUAUAGAAAUCAACGGAGUCACAUACGAGGGAGUUUUAUUCCCAUCACAAAAUGGCAACGGGCAGAACAAUCAUCGGCAAAUGGUGUCUUAA
Leptosia nina is the source of this 1011-nucleotide messenger RNA. The record is from the annotation of a GenBank genome assembly. NCBI's taxonomy places the organism in Eukaryota, Metazoa, Arthropoda, Insecta, Lepidoptera, Pieridae.